Molecule: messenger RNA, 8499 nt
Organism: Patiria miniata (bat star)
Lineage: Eukaryota; Metazoa; Echinodermata; Asteroidea; Valvatida; Asterinidae
Exons: 1
Coding region: 1820-3922 (700 amino acids)
Cellular component (GO): nucleus
Molecular function (GO): DNA binding
Source: RefSeq, a predicted model, not a curated record
AGAAAACUAAAAAAGUUUGCCAGAAUUUUUUUUAAAUUUUUUUUGUUGGGGGGGGGAUACAUUUUCAACACCUACUGCCAACCUUUUUAAUUUUGAAUUUAAAAUAAAACAUUAACAAUAAAAGGUUAGUAUUUUUAGUGCGAUACCUUUUCUACAACUUUUCUUCAGACUUGAUUGAUUUUAAAAGGAAUUUUAGAGGACCUAAAUUUAAUUUAAGAAACAAACUUAGGCCAUACAAGUUACACAUAAAACAUGCAAAAGAAGUCAUGAUUAAAAUUGAAGUUGAAACACGAAACACAAAGACCAUAGGCCCUAGGCCCUAUUUUUGUUUUACUUUAUCCCCCCCCCCAAAAAAAGGAAUAAUUACUUUAAAAUUGGCCUAAGGCCAUGUAAAAUGUGUUUCGUAAAGUCUCCAUCCGUGAAGUGUACAUUUAGGUUCGGUAGGUUGAUAAAAAGUUUGCCAGAAAAAAAAAGGGUUAGGCCUAUGCCCCAAUGGUUUUUUUUUUUUGGGGGGGGGAUACAUUUUGAAAAAAAAUGAUAAUACAAAGGAAAAAGACAGAUGGCCAACAUAACGUAACAUUUCUUUAUGGUUUUCUAGAAAUCAAGGUCCGUAAGCCUAAUGCUUUUUUCUUGGCCAAGGUCUAUUUACAUGUACAUGUAUCUUGUUGAACUGAUACAAUAGCUUUUUUAUCAGAAUUUUGCAUUAUACAUGUAAUAAAGAUAAGUGUUGGUCCCAUGGUUCACUGUGCACAUAAAUUUAAUACAGUUGCAGGGGGCUACAUAACUAGGGAUGCUCCAGUUUUUAUAAGGGGGCACCGAAAGUAAGUGAUAUAGGCCUACAGUCGAUUAUUGUUAAAACACUCUAAUUUUUGGUUAUAGCAAACAUUAAGCUUUCAAAUCGGGGGAGGGGUUACCAAAUAGAACUUUACACCACUGCACAUUUGGACCAAGGUUUUAUACUUGUAAUUAGAAUGUGUAUUAAGAAUAACAAUAGACUGUACUUAGUUGCAGAUGCCAUUUUAUAGUUAUCAAAUUACAUGUUAUUCAAAUUAGGUUUUGCCAUUCUAUAGUGUUUUAAUAAUACGCUUACAUGUUACUCUGAGGCUGGGCCAUGGGGUGCACACAUUUUUCUUGCUUUUUAAAAUUUAACCACAUUUGAAACUUGCUGAAUAAUGACUUCAUGUAACUAGUUAUUGUAUUUAACAGAUUUGCCCAGGUACACAGAUUAUCCAAUAAAAUGCAGUCAGAGCUACACUUCUCCUUAAGCUGCCUCGCACUUAAAAAAAAUUACUUAAUUAAAUUUGCAAAAAAGAAUGUGAUUUGUAACACUUGCUAUCUCUAUAUUUUUCGUUCACACAAACUUGGUUCACAUAACAUCAAUUUUACAUGUUAAGGUGUGCAUGAAAAUGUCAAACAUACACCAUUGACUAUAAAGUGAUCAACUCAUUAUUUAAACAUAUAGAUUUAAUCAAAGUUUUUUUUACAAAAUGUUUUUUCAUUGCACAGAAAAUGCCAAACAUACACCAUUGACUAAAAAUUGAUCAACUCAUUAUUUAAACAUAUAGAUUUAAUCAAAGUUCUUUUACAAAAUGUUUUUUCAUUGCACAGAAAAUGCCAAACAUACACCGUUGACUAAAAAUGGAUCAACUCAUUAUAUAUUAAAAUACAUUUAAUCAGUUCUUUUUACAUAAUGUUUUUUUCAUUGCACAGAAAAUGCCAAACAUACACCAUUGUCUAAAAAUUGAUCAACUCAUUAUUUAUAUAUAUAUACAUUUAAUUGAAGUUCUUUUUACAAAACGUUCUUUCCAUUGCACAGAAAAUGGUGAAGAAGAAGGUGCCCCCGACUGUUUUCAGCUCGGCUACGCAGCAUAAAAAAAGAAAGAAGAAGUACUCCAAGGGGUUCUUGAAGUCUCCGAACAGAGCGGCCAGAGUUCAGAAAGCUGUCCACCAGGUAGUUCAUGAGAAUAUUCCAAUUAAGAGAGCAGCCAGACAAAAUUCAUUGUCUUACGGAUUCCUACACAGAAGGAUAUCCGGUGAUGUAGAUGUGGAAAGCAGAAAUGGCCCACCGACAAUGUUCAGUGUAGAAGAAGAGCGUUCACUGUCUAGGUGGCUCUCUGAAAUGGCCAAGAGGGGCAUGGGGCUUUCCCCUGGAGAGUUCCUCGAUUUUGUCGAGGAAAUUAUUAAGAAGGAAAAGAGUUGCAGAAAUUUCAAGAGUUCCAGGCCAAGUUAUACCUGGUACUACUCCUUCAUGGCCCGAAACUCCGAUGUGGUUGAAAGGCGGAAAGAAGCGAGUUUGGAAUCAUCGAGAAUCAAAGUAACGCAAUCCAAGCUCGACAGGUGGUUUGACAGCUACUAUCAAUUUGUGUCAAGCCUAAAUUUGUUGGACAAACCACACAGGAUAUGGAACGCUGACGAGACGGGCUUUCAGAUGGGCAGUAAGUCAGGGCACGUAAUUGGACCCACCACAUCUGAGUACACAGGUUCACUGCCACAUCUGACCGGGGGAUCCACAAAGCAGAGGCUGACUGUCAUGUAUUGUGGUAAUGCAGAAGGGGAACUUAUGCCGCCAUUUUUUGUUUUCCCCAAACCACGCCCCACAGCAUAUGAUCCCCUGGUCGGAUCAACAAGAGGGUCAGCCGUGACCUACACCAAGAAGGGAUGGAUGAAUGGAGAUACGUUCUCCAAAUUCCUUGAUCAUUUCGAUCGCAAUGCUGGUCCAGAGCGUCCAGUAAUUCUGCUGAUCGAUAGUGCUUCCUGCCACAUUGAUGUCAACACAUUCGAUUACGCGGUCGCUCAUGGCAUCGAAAUAUAUCGCAUCGUCCCCAAUGCAACUCAUCUGAUGCAACCAAUGGAUGUGGGCAUCUUUGGGCCCUUGAAGAGGCAGUGGAAUUUAACUGUCAAGAAAAACACCAGGGAGCAACCUGGGGAUCCAAUCAACAAGGCAACAUUCCCAGCAAAGCUACAUGAAACCGUCCUUGCAUUCUAUAAGCCUCUGACUGUGAUGAACAGCUUCAAGUCUUCGGGGAUUUAUCCCAUCAACAGAGAAGCAAUCUCAAAUGAGAAGCUGAAGCCCUCUUUGACAUUUAAAUCAAAGACACCCCAAGAUGAGCCCUCCACAAGUGUCCCCUCACAAAGAGCUGAUGACGCUUUUCAGGUUUUCAGAUCAGUGUUGGAUGAAGCCACUGUAACAGAAUAUGAGAAGCGGAUGUCCCUUGCAGGUGGUGAUGAUGACGCUGAAAGUCUGCCAUUGUCCCCACGCUUCAGAACGUACAAGCAGCUGAAAAUGAAAACUGGCAUUCCAAGAGAGCUUCCGAAAGUUUCGGCAGUGCAACAAGCGACCGAGUAUAACAUUCCUUGUGGACUGAGCAUGCUUGUUGCAGCAGUGGACCAUGUCACCAGUGAAGAGUGCGCAACUCCUGAAAACACUGUAACUUCUUCACAACCUUGCUCACAAGCAACAAUUUCAAACACCUUGGAAGAUGCACUCACUUUCCCACAAGCUGUCCCAACUGUAUCACGGUCAAGAAGACUUCUGGACUCUUUGCCCGACAACUUGACAUCACCUGACUGCCUGCGAAGAAUGGCUCUGCAUCAACUUGAGAAGGUCAGACACAAGGCGAAGAUGGAGCACAAGGCCAAACAGAGAUACCUGCAGAAAAAGAAAAAGGAGAAUAAAUCUACAAGUACAGGCCUAGGAGAGUAUCCACAGGACCAUGGGCAGGGUGCAGAGACACUAUGUCCAGUUUGCAAUGUAUCCUAUGAAGCCAAUGUUCGGAAGGGUGAUAAUCUGAUGUGGAUACAGUGUGAUGAAUGCCUUGAAUGGAUGCACCAAAAAUGUAUUCCAUCUAGCUUAGCCUAUGACCAAGAAACAGUGGUAGAAGAUACUAAUGCUAAGUUUGUAUGUCACAAAUGUGCAGUUUAAGAAAAUGAAAGCAGAGUAGGCUUUUCUGUUUUUUCCCCACCAAAUAUGCACUCAUUCAGUGGUUCAUUUUAUGUAAUGUAUGUUUAAAGGUAGGGUAGAUCAUAUGUCAUCCAUGCAUGUUUUUCAAUUCAAUACAAAGUUGCCAAGGUAUGUUUUAAUUGCGCCCAAAAUCAGCAUCCAGGACACACUCUCAUUCAGCCGAUCGCAGCUACACGAUGCCACGCACUGAAGCGACAAUUGCACACAUGAGCAUAGCAUCAAUGCUUGCGUCACCACAACCAUUCACAGAUUCACCCAAUUACAACCUAACUACAUGUACUAACAAUUUUUUUUUUUUAAAUGCAUCACUUUACCAGCUUGCUAAAUGGUAUUUCUUUAUUGUUUUCUUCAAAAUGACAGCAAUCCAGAAAAAUAUUUUCACAGGGAAUUAAUUGCCAUCCCCAUAUAAUUUGUAAACCAAGCAAGCUUUUCGACAACAAUUACAUCAGUUACAUUUGUACUUUUUGUAUAACUGCAUAUGAUCUAAUCUACCUUUAAGGUCAAACACUGCCAUCAUGCCAUCAUGGAACUUGGGUCUGUUGUGCAGUGGGGAUAUCAAGCUUGAUACACGCAUAUUUCCCACUUGCCUUGUUCUAGGUAGAAACAAAAACAAAACAAAAAAUAUAAAGUGAUGUCCACAGCCUUUGUUUUCGUCUUCCCUCUUCUUUUUGUUCUAUUCCAAAUUCCAUAGACUUUGUGAAUGGAGUCUCUUGCCAGCAUAAAUAUCACACGUUGUACUUAAGAAUCCAUGCAUACUUUUUCAUUAUUCAUAAUUAAUAUUUUUUAGCAUAACUGAAUUGAAUUUAGUUCAGCUAAUAAAUUUAGUUUUGCUAAAAAAAAAAACUUAUGCAAAAUGAAAAGGUUUCCUCAUCAAUGUUUUGAGAUUGGGACAGGUCAGUUAAUGUCACCUUCACUUCUUUUUCAGCCUGAAGAAUUACAGUUUGGCUGCUGUAGUAGUAGCGGAGUCAACAGCAGUACAGUUGAUAGAGAGUGUAGGGUGAUAAAUUCAGUGAUAAAGGGCUAUCAUUUCUAUCAAAUUAGACCACCUAUGACAACACCCCCAACAUCUCUACCAGUUGACCUGGAAUAUACCAACAUCCAUGAUAUUGAUGCAACUCUUGUGUGGAUUCCACCACUAGAAUCAGUACCAAGGCAUCAGCAUAAAUUAGAAACAGAUGCAAAGAAACACCUACAGUUUCAAGACAUUGCAGGUUUGCCUUUAGGGCAUGCACCAAGGGGACUUGGUGCUGCAUUUAGGAAAAUAAUUGAAUCUGGAGGGAAAAUAUAUGCUCAAGCUACAGGGGAGCCAGUUCAGAGUUAUCCUCCUCGGCCUGCUGUGUUUGAGAAAGGUGGCGGUGCAGUAAUACCAUGUACAUAUAUUGUAGUUGGUGGAAGGUCAGAUUUAGUUGACAUUCUUGUGAAUGCAUUGAAAGCUAUGCCAGAGGGGAAAUGUAUGAAAUUAAUUUCUCAAGAGGGAACAGUGCUUUGGGAUGAAUAAAAUGAAAUACACUUGCAAGUAAUAAAGUGAAUCAACUUCAUUUUUGUUAUAGCAAAGAAGUCAAUUUUACAAUGUAGGGCUGUUUGCUUUAGAAUAAUGUAGUAUUUGAUACUAAUACACUGUAUUUGGGUAUUCUGGUGUUUGACCGAAUAUUCGGAUAUUUGGAAUUGCAACUGGAAUUGCCGGUCAAAACUUUCAUGCAGAGCAUGGCAAUUAAAAUUUGCAUGCGGCGAUCAAUGAGUGUCGAGGGCUUUAAUCUUGUAACAGGAAACAACAGUGAACAGCUGUCGACCAAAAACUUACCAUCAACAAAAAAAGUUGCACCAGACAAUAAAAGGCCACAACUUAUGGGUGUAUGUGCAUAGCUUUUUUUUUUUAAAGAAGAUUCCAAGCAGCAACAAGCUAUUUGACUGUUCUAUUUCCUGUACACUGGAUGUGAUUACUAAUUAAUCAGCAAACAUAAAAAGAAAUACGUUGUUGUGUUGUGUGAGUUGAUUGUACUAUGUAAAUAGGGCCUCUGGUGGAAGACACAACAUGAUGUUUUUUUAUUACGGAGAUAUAGAUUUGUGGAGAACAAAACCUAUGUUGUGUAUGUAUACAUGUAAAUAUAGUGCACUUAGCCUUUGGAAGACACAUUGUGAUGAAUUUUCUAAAUAUCCAGCACAACUUUAAUCCCAUAGAAAGGUACAUGUAAACAAAUUAUGAUGAAUUUUCUGAAUAUGGGACAAAGUGAAGAUUACAAAACUCCUUGUUCAAGUUGUUUGAGAUGAUACGUGUACAUUGAAAAUAUGGCUUUGGAGACGCAUUUUAAUGAAUUUUCUGAGUUAAGGAAUUACAGCGAAUUUUUUGUUGUUGUUUAAGUAGAUAGUAUGUGCAUGUAAAUGUGUACAAUUACAUAUCUUUUAGGCGGUGUCAGGUCAACUUGACCGUUUGCCUACUCGACUCGGACCAACUUGACCGUUGAACCAACUUGACCAUUGUGUGUUCAACUGUAAAAGUCAACUCGACUGUUUACCAACUUGUCCAUUGUCCAAAUCGACCGUUGUGCGUUCAACUGGAAAAGUCAACUAGACUGUUGUCCAACUAAUAAAUAAAAUUAAUCGUUUUUAUACGAGCUUGCAUUUUGGAAAUAUGACAGUUUACUUGGCAAAAUCCAGUGAAACAUUCAGUCAUUUUUAGUGUCAAAUUGUCCUUAUUUUUUAAAAGUCUUAAGUUCUUGAAACCAUAAGUUCUCGAAACCGAACAAAAUGUUUAAUAUCAUUGGAAUCAUAUCAAACGAACAACAGUUUGAUUUUUGAAACAGAUUUAUAUCUCUUAUUACAAAAAAAAAGUUAUGGUUUUCUUUUCCGGUUUGCACUGCACAAGGUCAAAUGUCCUGGCCCCAUCGUGACCUGACAAAUUUCAGACUGCCCGCCGUGACACAUAGGUAAAAUGAAGUUCCAAUCCCGCUUUGCACUACACAGCAACAUGGAACAUGCGUACGCGUAAUCACUGUUUUAGCAUGCCACUUUUGCCAGACAUAUAUAAUUAUUUUCCUUUUUUUUUCAGAGAAAAGAACAGAUGAAUCGCCAAGUACAUAAUAGAUGCAAAAUGUUAUGAUGCAAAAUUGUCCGCAAAACCUGGACGAACUCGUGCUAUAAUAUGAACAAGUAGUAUGCACACCAAAAAUCAAAUCACUCAACCCAAGGUUUAUGUCUAGUUGUACAACAGACGAGUUGGCAAACGAUCGAGUUGAAGUCGAAAGUGAAGUCAAGUUGGUCAACGAACGAGUUGGUUCAACGGUUGAGUUGGUACGACGGUCGAGUUGGUUUGAGUCAAGUUUGCAAACGAUUGACUGUAAUGCUUAAAAUUACUAUUUAGGCUAUCAGCUUUGGUCCAAAAAUUUGGCAACUGUAUCAAAUGAUCAAAAGGAGCAAUGCUCAGCAAUUUUUGGCAAGGUAUGCACAUCUAGAGUUGGAAAAUUUGUCAUAAAUCGAGUGUUGAUUGCAUUUUCUGCCUGCACAGUGAAAAUACAUUACACGCGGUCUUCUUUUUUGUAUGCAAGAAAGCUUAAUUUUGUAUGCAAAAUUUUUCCAAAGCUUACACUAAUAAAAUGAUCAAAAGCUGUAAGAUUGUCUGAGUGAUACGGAUAAUUCACCCUUGCUUAAUAAAUACUCACUUCCUGAAAGUGUUAAUCACCAAUUCCAUUGAAUUUUCGGAUGGUUGUCACUCCAUGACAUUCACACGUUCCAUCCCAUGCAUGUGUGCAAAUUUUUCACCGUGGUCCGCACACAAAAUGAUUUCUCAUCGGGGAAAAUCCCUAAGCACGCAAUACACAGUACAGCAUGCAGCUACCCAAACGAUUUCGUAUGCUGCGUCUGCACAGCCGCGGUUUCCUAAAUAUGAAUAUCGGGACUCCCACAUGUAUAAUAGACCUUUUGAACUGGAUGGUGCAAGACUAUUUACAAUGUUCCAAGUCUCACUAUGUGGCUUCAAACAUACAUUGUAAGUGUAUAAUUAAUCAAACAUUUUAAAUUCUUACUGAUAUUAAUUUGUGAUUAACUUUAUUUCAGUCCUUUCAUUUCUAUUUGUAAGUUCAAAAAAUAACAAUUGUGCCUAGCUUGCAACAUAAGCAAUGGUCGAUUCGUGAAUGAAGCCUAUGGCCCUGAUAUCUGAAGAUAAAUAUUAAUUCAUACAUUCUAAAAUGUGUUUAGCUGAGACACAAAAUAAGCAUGAACAUUGUAUAUAUAUUUUUCCUGAUUUAAAUUUGAAUCCUUUACAAUAACAUGUACAUAAAAUUCAUACUUAGAAAACAAAACUUGUAAAGCUUUUGUGUACUGGCAUGACUAGUACUAGACAAAUAAAUAUAAUGCAGUUCCUCCAUUGUACAACUCAGUGUCCUUGUUCAUUUUCAUAGUGAUAUUGAUAAUGGCUCAGGAAACCAUACAUUUUUUAGUUUGUAAUUGCUUAAAUAGCAAAUUUGUAUAAGGAUUAAGGGGGAUAUUUUAACACUCCCCCCCCCAGUCUUUUGUCAAGACUGCCCCUUUUCCAUUCAAGUGCC